Molecule: messenger RNA, 1185 nt
Organism: Megalops cyprinoides (Indo-Pacific tarpon)
Lineage: Eukaryota; Metazoa; Chordata; Actinopteri; Elopiformes; Megalopidae
Gene: fam151b
Product: family with sequence similarity 151 member B
Exons: 6
Coding region: 128-1048 (306 amino acids)
Source: RefSeq, a predicted model, not a curated record
GCUACCGGACGACAGAUCUCAGCCUGGCUUGCCCUGCUGCAAUCAUCACUCUCUUUCCUCUAAGUUUUAAUUCUGAUCCAGGACUACUUUGUAACACAACCUCGACUCAAAUUUCGCGUUGCAGUUAAUGGGCGCAAGGUUUCACAUUUGUAGCGGGCGAUGUCGUGUGUAUUUUAUCACGCUAUUUUUGAUUAUUCUUGCAGCACUGACCAUUUUGAACUUGGAAUCAAAGACACUGACUUCCUCCAAUUCUACAGGCAGGAUGAGUGAACAGACCUUGGACUACUUUAUCAGCAAAAGGCAAAUUAAAGAGCGAGACGCAGCAAAUAUCGCGUGGUACCAUGCUGCCAACAGCAAGUCCAAAAUCGCCGAGGCGCUUGCAAGCUCUGCCCACAUGAUAGAGGCUGACAUUCUUCUGAGGGGUAAUGAUCCCAAGGAGCCAGUUAUGGCCCAUCCUCCUGAGACUGACAGUGACAUCAGCCUGCGUGAAUGGCUCAAGGAGGUGGUGACAUCUGACAAGGGAAUAAAGUUAGACUUCAAAAGCCCUCAAGCAGUGGCGCCCUCUAUGGAUCUGUUGGAGGAAGUGCGAGGGCAGUUGCGUGGCCCUGUGUGGAUAAAUGCAGACGUCCUCCCUGGCCCUGGGGGGAAGGCCACGCCGCUGGAGGCCCGGGCCUUCCUGGAGGCAGUGGGCCCUCUGCAUCCUGGGGACGUCCUGUCACUCGGCUGGACCACAGGCUGGAGCCCGGAUGCAGACAACCCAGGCUACAGCUGGGAGAUGGUGCGGGAGAUGGAGGAGGUGUGCGGGGCCCUGAAGCAGCCGGUCACCUUCCCUGUCCGUGCAGCUCUUCUACCCCAGUCCUUCCCUCAGCUCCAGUGGCUCCUUCAGCAGUCUGACAGGUACAGCCUGACUGUGUGGACAGGUCAGAGUGACAGGCUGGUGAUGGAGGACCUCCUGGUCUAUAGACAGAAGGUAGACAAGAGCAGGGUCUACUAUGACCUUCUGGAAUCCCAGAGUAACACUUUCAGGAAUCUCCCAGGUUACUCUUAAAACGCCAAGGACUUCUGUCUGAACAGUACAUGGAUUGGCCACGGACAAGAGCACAGUCUGCUAUUACCUUCUGGAAUCCCAGAGUAGCACAUUUCGGAAACUUCCUGCCUACUGUUAAAAGGGCAAUGGAAGUCCAU